Messenger RNA from Manis javanica (Malayan pangolin), 4504 nucleotides. The record is from RefSeq and is a predicted model, not a curated record. NCBI's taxonomy places the organism in Eukaryota, Metazoa, Chordata, Mammalia, Pholidota, Manidae.
CCACCCGGAAGUGGUCUCACGACGGAGAUGGGCGGCUCGGCGGCCGCCGCCGGCCUGACGUCGGACUGUCCUGCGGUGGCGCGGAGCUUCUGGGCUCUGUAAGUGAGCCCCUCGCUGAAUGUCUCCCGCCAGUGUUUCCCUUGCUUGGUCUCUGUGCGGAACCUUCUGGUUUCGCGGGUUAUAUGCGCUGUCCUGAGUGCUCCUGCUUGGACCGCCCUGGGGAGCCUGCGCCGCGCCGCUGGGCCCGGGCCCGGCCACCGCCGGGAGCGGUGUGCGGACAGCGGGCGGGGAGGCUGGCCUCCCUCACGGGCCCCUGCUCGGUUCCCGUGACUUGUGCCAGGGGCCCGUCGCUAUCCCACGUCACGGGCGCGGUGCCUGUCCCUGUGCUGACGCGGGUGCUGGCCGCACCCUCUCCCCGCGCUACCGCGCCGCGCGGGGCUUACCUGGCCACAGGUCCUGGCGGGCGACGGGUGGCCGGCGGGGUCCCGCUGAGCCCCGUGUUAGAAGGCAGCGUCGGGGCCCCCUGCGCGCCUUCUGGGGCAGCAGCCCUUCCUGGAACAGAGCAGCUUCCUGACCUCUCUUGCCCUGCAGGUGACCCCGCCCCCUUCCAGACGGUAAGGCUCUCCUCUCCUCGUGUUCUGCGCAGGCUUUGUGGUUACACCGGAUACCUUGUAGUCACCCGGGGACACCCGGCCCUACAUCCCAGGGUUGUCGAAUCGAGGGGAGUCAGGCCGUGGCCAUGCAGUUUGGCCAGGAGCUUGUGGUGGGUCCCCUUAGCCAUGCCUCCAUGCGUGAUCCCCUUCCCACCGACCACUAUGCACCCGUCUGGCCCUGGUUCCUGAGGAUUCUGCACCCACCCUUCCCUUUGCCACACUUGGUGCGGACUUGCCUAGGAGCUGCUCCCACCCGCGCCCUCAUGCAACCUGGUGGAGCUGGCUCGCUGGCACUGGGCCUACCUUGCCCCACCUUGUCACGGACUUCACAUGUGGGGUCAGCAGUGAAGCCUGCACCCAGCUGCCAUUCCACGUUCAGGCGGAAUUCUCAACAGUCACUGCACGGGGCUGGGUGUCCUGCUCUGCAUCAAGAGACCACAGGCCCAGCGCUGUCAUGAAGUCCUGCCUUUGCACCACAGGUCAGGGUGGGGACACGCUCGUGACUUGAAGUGUGCACCUACCCUGUCCCUGCUUUGUGGCCGUGUGCCUUUGGGGGUGCAGACCAGCACAUGAGCCAGCCAUGUGCCAGGACCAGCACCUGCCUCAUUAGGAACUGACCCUGAGUAGCAGAUCAGAACCAGUCUCACGUGAGAAUGACUUGCCUGCACAGGUGGAAGACCAGAGGCCUCAUCACAUGGGCCAGCUGCUGUGCCUGCCUCUGAGCUUCAGGAGCUGCUUCCUGUCCCAUGCUCAGAAAUCCUGAGCUUUUAAGAGGCACCUGCCCCAGGGUCCUGUCUCAGACCUAGGAAAACUGCACUUGCAGAUGGUGCUCACCUGCGUGGAGCAGACGCAACUGAGGACACCUCUGGCUUCCCUAGCUGAUGCUCUCAGAGCAAAGUAGCUUCCUGGGGGAUAUCGGAACUGCCCAGGGGCAGGGGGGCUGCCUGACAUCAGCCACAGUGUGGCUGGAGCAGAGGUCAAGCCACUGAGGGAUGGAGCAACUGCAGCCGUUAGGAUAAUCAGCGGUAACCCAAGUCACCUCCCUGAGACGUCACGACGAGGACAUGCCGGCCAGAGUCGUUCACCUGGUUUCCACAAUCACUUGUACUACUUGCACACGUGAGUCUAAUACUUAUUUCUGAAAAUCGUUUUCAACUUAAGAUUACAUAAAACUAUCAAGUUUUCUAAUGAGUUGUUUAAUUGGCUGAAAUAAAAGGUUUCUUUGGUAGUGUUCCCCGUGUUUGCCUCUGCCAGUUUUGUUUCCCUGGGAAACAAGUCAUGUCCCCCUGCAGUUGCCAGGGCCACUGUCACUGCCUCUGGAGGGUUUGGCCCACUGGAGCCCAUGGGUCCUGCACCCUCCCUGGGACAGGCACUGGUGGGCAAAGCCUCAGCAGUCCCGCCAGCCCAGGGCCUGCCGCACUGUCUCCCCACAUGGAGCUGGAGGUGGCAAUGGGUCACCCACACUCUCAGAAGUGAUCUGAUGACAGACCAGCCUUGGCUCUGGCCGCUGCUAGGCGAGCAAUCUCAGGGCCAGCGCUGAGCUGCGGAUCAUCUGGUUAAGGUAUCUCCUCCCUGAGCACCCCCGGGGCUGCCAGAAGGGGUCCGAGCACCCCACGUGCCACUUUUCGGUUCUUGUUUGCACAAAUCUCACUGCACACCCCCACCCCCACGUCAGGAGCCUGGUGGGCAUGGCCUGCUGUUUCUAGGCCAGAGAGGAGCCCAGUUAGCAGAGCUAAUUUCAGAAAGGCGUCUGGUCUCCCUGGAUGUGGCCUGGGCAUCUGCACGGCAGUCAGACAGAGGACAAACUGUCCCUGCCUCCUAGGUGGCCUCCACCAGGGAUCACGGGGCCUUUGGCACUGAGACCCGCCCAGUGAGGGCCCUGGGCAUGCUUAGGGCCUCACAAGCCCCCCCCCAACCCUCCCAGGAGGGUGAGCACCCAGCAUUGCCAUGCCCAACUCACCAAAGACAGGGUCUCCAAGAGCCCACGGGCACAGGGCUCCGAGUGCUGGGGUCCGCACAUGCGGGGGGAGGACAGGGCAUGUGCUGACGCUGUGUGCAGAUGCCCAGGUGUGAGGCAGACGCCUAUGAGAUGCUGCCGUGUGGGGCUCUGGUUGGUUUCAGCUGUGACCCCCCAUGGGGCUGACUGCCCAGCGAGAGUCCCAGUGAUGCCUGCAGCGUGGCCCCAGACAGGCCACGGGGUCCAUACCAUUCCUGGUCACACCAGGGCUUCACCUGGAGGACUAGGAUGCUCCAGCCAGAGCCUAUUUUGGGGGUCCCAGUCUGCCUGCACCCUCUGAGGGGAGGUGUGACGAACCUGGCUGGCCCACGUGUCAGUCCAGACCUUAAGCCAGUCCUGGGGCUGACGUGAUGUGCUGCCCCAAGCCACCCACCCUGUGUGAGUGGGCGCCAGGCAGCCAGGAGGGAUGGAGAGGACACCCGUGCCCUUAGCUCUACGUCCCCCCACCAGCUGUAAACUCUCAACAAUAACCCAUCAUGUCCCUGACAUGCCAUCUCCUUGGAGCCUCCUGACCCCUCACCCUGUGGAUGUGCCCGAGCCGCUGGAGGCACAGCAGACCCUGCACCGCAGUCACAGCAGGGGAGGAGAGCCCAGCAGGGAGAUGCCCCCACCUUGCCUUCCAGGUGAGGCGGUGGCUCCUGACAGGCCCCCAGCCUGGGUGAGCCCACGGGAGCACGCUGCCCUCCAUACCCGCCUGCCGUUGCUGCCUGGGGGCCCUCUCACCUGGGAUGUAGGUGGCACCUGCGUCACUCGUGGCCCCAGGGGUGCAGCUCCUGAGAGCAGGGAAGGAAGGCGGGGCCCACAGCUAUCCCAGGAUGUUGUGUCCAGGAAGGGGACACAGUCCUGGCCGCAGCACCCAUGCCAAGGGGUGGACGUGGAGGGCAGGGCAUCUGCCUGGCCCCCGUCUUUGACUUGGGCCUGGCUGAGGACCCAGGGGGCGGGGUGAUGGAAUCCUUUCUGGAGCCCUCAAAGCUGCUCAGCCUGGGCAUGGGCACCCCUGAGCCUGGCAACACCCCCAAGCACUGCGACCUGGGCCUGCACAGGACGGAUCUGGCCAUUCCCAGCACACGGCAGAACGAAGAGGGAAGCCCCUCGGGGCGGCCACCCACCGCUGGCCUGGGAGCAGGGGCAGGACCAGAGCAGGAGGCAGCUCCGUGCAAGCCCAGGGCCCCUUGCACGACAGGCUCAUGCUGUGGGGUGCUCAGCCCCAGCUCCACGGGGGCGCAGUGUCCUGCCCUACCCCAGUACUUCCGCCUGGCCUGGUGACUCCGACCCGAGGGGGCAUCAGAGGCCCGGGGUUUUCACCGGGAGCUGAAGGUCUUGGUGCCAGCACCCCAGGGCAGCUCAGGAGCCCCCAGGAAGACUCUUCAUCGCACAGCAGCUCCCAUCCCAGGCUAGCAAGUCCCCGGGGCCAGCCCGGCCUGAGGAGGGAGGGGCGUGGGCGGGCGGUGCCAGGGCCCAGCCCAGGUGGCAGGAGGGGGCGGGGCCCUGCCUGGGCUCUCCCUGCCUGGACACGGCUCGCUCCCCGCCACUCGCUUUCAGCACCUCACCACCACUCGCCCUCGCUGUCAUCCAAGCCCCAGGCUGGCUACUGCAGAAGCCCCAGAUGCCAUGGAGGAGUGGGAUGUGCCCCAGAUGAAGAAGGAGGUCGAGAGCCUCAAGCACCAGCUGGCCUUCAAUAGGGAGGUGUCGUCCAAGACCAUCCCAGAGCUCAUCAAGUGGAUCGAGGAUGGGAUCCCCAAGGACCCCUUCCUGAACCCCGACCUGAUGAAGAACAACCCGUGGGUGGAGAAGGGCAAGUGUGCUAUCCUCUGAGGCCCACCCCGCCUCACAC